AUGUGCUUGUCCUGCUUCGUCAUAAAUCCAAAAACGAGUACUCACCAGUACAAGUUUAUCCUCGGAUUCAACAGAGAUGAGUUCUACGCGCGCGAGAAUGCUCCUUUAGAAUGGCACGAUUCUCUUUUGGGCGGGUGGGACAUGGCACCGGGAAGAGAGUACGGUAGCUGGCUCACCAUGAGCCGCACAGGAAGAGUCGGAAUCCUGACGAACGUGUUAGUCCCUCGACCUGACCCAAACGGACUGGCGAGAGGCAAACUUGUCACCGACUUUGCUUCCUCGUCCUUCUCCCCGGAAGACUACUUCCGCAGUUUACCACUGGACCAGUUCAAUGAAUUUAAUUUGUCAGCAAUUGACCUGCUUACCAAACAUGGCGCGUGGAUAUCCAGCAAAGACAGCAGAAAAACGAUUUUGUCCGAAGACAAGAGAUAUGUGAUGAGCAAUGCUCGGCAGCUAAACUCGAAAUGGCUGAAAGCUCAGAAGAUCAAGACUAAAUUCGACGCCGUCGAUCUCGAUCGUCCAAAAGACGAAAUAAUCGAUGAAAUGCUGACGCUUCUUCAAGAUAGCGAGUCCUGCGGACAAUGCCCACUCAUCACGGAACAGUCCGAAGGCUUCGUUGAAAAAGCGAUCGGUAUGGAGCGAUACAACUCCAUCAAAAUUACGGGAGAUGAGCGAUACGGUACGCGGACACACUCGGUAAUAAUCGUGGAUAAAAAGAACCAGUGUACCUUCGUUGAACUCGAUCGCAAGGCAAAUGGACAGUGGCAUCGUCGAUGCGAAGAAUUCGAGCUUGAAUCUACACUUCGUUGA
Messenger RNA from Oikopleura dioica, 810 nucleotides. The record is from the annotation of a GenBank genome assembly. Lineage: Eukaryota; Metazoa; Chordata; Appendicularia; Copelata; Oikopleuridae.